CGCAGUAGCUGGCUGAUGGGGCGUCCAACGCCCCGCAGCCUUGCGCAGCCGCAGUAGCAGGCUGAAGACGUGGCCAACGGUCCCUGGCUCCCUUCCUUCACACUUUGAAGCCUACCUGCCACUCUCCUCCAUUCGUAUCACCUCUUGAGUGGCCAUGAGCUGGGCUAUGGGAGUCCUGCGGGCCAGCGGGAGAGUGGGCACUGCUAGAGCGAAUUUCCUGUGUCUGCGGAUGGCACCAUUUCCCCGCCAGACAGCCUGCAUCCCACUCAGGGGCGCUUGGCCCGUUAUUCCCGUGUCCGAGAUGGCAACUGUCAAGGGUGAGCUUAUGAGUAAUCUAACUUCAGAGGAGGGUGUUCAUCGCAAUAAGAUCUCCAUUAUAGGAACUGGAUCGGUUGGCAUGGCCUGUGCUAUCAGCAUCCUGCUUAAAGGCUUGAGUGAUGAACUUGCCUUGGUGGACGCUUCUGAAGACAAGGUGAAGGGCGAGACAAUGGAUCUUCAACAUGGCAGUCCUUUCAUGAAAAUGCCAAAUAUUGUUUGCAGUAAAGAUUAUCUUGUCACUGCAAACUCCAACCUCGUGGUUAUCACAGCAGGUGCACGGCAGGAAAAAGGAGAAACUCGCCUUAAUUUAGUGCAGCGAAAUGUGGCCAUCUUUAAAUCAAUUAUUUCUAAUAUUAUUCAGUACAGCCCUCACUGCAAGCUGAUUGUUGUUUCCAAUCCAGUGGAUAUCUUAACUUACGUAGCCUGGAAGUUGAGUGAAUUUCCCCAAAACCGUGUUAUUGGAAGUGGUUGUAAUCUGGACACUGCCCGUUUUCGUUUCUUGAUUGGGCAGAAGCUUGGUAUCCACUCUGAAAGCUGCCAUGGGUGGAUCCUUGGAGAGCAUGGAGACUCAAGUGUUCCUGUGUGGAGUGGAGUGAAUAUCGCCGGCGUCCCUCUGAAGGAUCUGAACUCGGACAUAGGAACUGAUAAAGAUCCCGAGCAGUGGAACAAUGUCCACAAAGAUGUGAUUGCCAGUGCGUAUGACAUAAUUAAGAUGAAAGGUUAUACUUCUUGGGCCAUUGGCCUAUCUGUAGCUGAUUUAUCAGAAAGCAUUUUGAAGAAUCUCAAGAGAGUGCAUCCAGUUUCCACCAUAGUUAAGGGUCUCUAUGGAAUAAAUGAAGAAGUAUCCCUCAGUGUUCCUUGUGUCCUGGGAGAGAAUGGUAUUACCGACCUUAUAAAGGUGAAGCUGACUCCUGAAGAAGAGGCUCGUCUGAAGAAGAGUGCAGAAACGCUUUGGAAGCUUCAGAAGGACUUAAAGUUUUAAAGUUGUUAAAUCUGCCAUUCUGAAGUUAUAGGGUUGUAUAUGUCAAAUUUUGAAUAACCUUAAAUUCCUAAAAGUUGGAAACAGUAGUGUGACUGCCCCAUUUAUUUAGCCCCCCAACUCUUAUUUAGCAUUCAGAUUUUUUUUUUAAAAAAACAGUUCUUAAGCUACUUCAUCAAAGAAGGUUCUUUUUGUACCACUGAGGUACCAGUACUUGCUUUGAAUCUAUAGGUAGUUGCCGUUAGGUCUUAAAUGUAAGAUGUAGGUGUUUGUCAUGUUAUAGAAAUUCUGAUUCUCUUUAUUAAAUACAUGUUAAUUCUUCCA
Molecule: messenger RNA, 1621 nt
Organism: Pteropus alecto (black flying fox)
Lineage: Eukaryota; Metazoa; Chordata; Mammalia; Chiroptera; Pteropodidae
Gene: LDHAL6B
Product: lactate dehydrogenase A like 6B
Exons: 1
Coding region: 155-1300 (381 amino acids)
Biological process (GO): carboxylic acid metabolic process
Cellular component (GO): cytoplasm
Molecular function (GO): L-lactate dehydrogenase (NAD+) activity
Source: RefSeq, a predicted model, not a curated record